GUUGUUCAUUAAUACAAGUUUAAUGAUCAACUAAAACUCAAAUCUUGUGUGCUUUCCAAUUUCCUCAUUUAGAAGAUUUUGCAUUCUUUUUUUGAGUGCAUUUCUCCUAUUGAGCUUUUUUUUCUUCUUCAAUUCCCAAAAAAACCCAUUUUUCUUUGUUCUUAUCUUGUUUUUCAUCCUUUGAUUACCUAUUUAUAGCUCUAAUUCUUCUUAUUAAUCUUCAUAUUUUUGGAUUUGUUCAAGUCUUCAAAGGGUCUUUUUCAAAGAAAUUAUAUCUAGCUAAAAAAUGACAAUCACACCAAAGAUUUCCAUCAGCAAAGGGAACCUUGUGGUUCAUGGGAAGACCAUAUUGAAAGGAAUACCAGAUAACAUCAUAUUGACUCCAGGAUCAAGCACUGGUUUGGCUGAUGGUUCUUUCAUUGGAGCUUCAGCUUCUGAUAGCAAAUGCCUUCAUGUCUUCCCUAUGGGUACUUUAGAGGGCCUUCGUUUCAUGUGUUGUUUCCGUUUCAAGCUGUGGUGGAUGACUCAGAGGAUGGGUAAGUUCGGAAAAGAUGUUCCCUUGGAAACUCAGUUUAUGAUUGUGGAGAGCAAGGAUGCCACCGUAGAAGGUGAACCAGAUGACGCACCCACCAUCUACACUGUCUUUCUUCCCCUUUUGGAAGGCCCAUUCCGAGCUGUUCUACAAGGGAACGAAAAGAAUGAGAUAGAGAUUUGCCUCGAGAGUGGGGACGCAGCUGUUGAGACGUGCCAAGGGCUUCACCUUGUUUAUAUGCAUGCCGGAACCAAUCCUUACGAAGUCAUCAACCAGGCUGUUAAGGCUGUAGAGAAACAUAUGCAAACUUUCCGUCAUCGAGAAAAGAAAAGAUUGCCGAGUUUUGUUGAUUGGUUUGGAUGGUGUACGUGGGAUGCUUUUUACACUGAUGUCACAGCUGAAGGUGUGGAAGAAGGCCUCAAUAGCUUAUCAAAAGGUGGCGCCCCACCUCGGUUCUUGAUCAUCGAUGAUGGAUGGCAGCAGAUUGGAAAUGAGAUUAUUAAAGAUGAAAAUUGUGUUGUACAAGAAGGGGCACAAUUUGCCAACAGAUUAACGGGAAUCAAAGAGAAUGCAAAGUUCCAAAAGAAAAAGAACGGUGAAGAUUAUAAUAUGGUUCCAGGUCUUAAGCUUGUUGUGGACGAAGCUAAACAACGCCACAAUGUGAAGAAUGUGUAUGUGUGGCAUGCUUUGGCUGGAUAUUGGGGUGGAGUUAAACCGACAGCUGAGGGUAUGGAAAGCUACGAUAGUGCAUUGGCAUACCCGAUUCAAUCUCCGGGUGUACUGGGUAACCAGCCAGAUGUUGUCAUGGAUAGUCUUUCCGUUCAUGGUCUUGGUUUGGUCCAUCCGAAGAAAGUCUUCAAUUUCUAUAACGAGCUCCAUGCAUAUCUUGCUUCUUGUGGAGUAGACGGUGUGAAAGUCGAUGUGCAGAAUAUUAUUGAAACCCUUGGUGCUGGACAUGGUGGCAGAGUUUCCCUCACUCGUGCCUAUCAUCAGGCGCUUGAAGCCUCUAUUGCGAGGAACUUCCCUGAUAAUGGAUGCAUUUCUUGCAUGUGCCACAACACUGAUGGCAUAUAUAGUGCCAAACAAACGGCGGUUGUGAGAGCUUCCGAUGAUUUCUACCCUCGUGAUCCUGCUUCUCAUACCAUUCACAUUUCAUCGGUAGCUUAUAAUUCUCUGUUCCUCGGGGAGUUCAUGCUGCCUGAUUGGGACAUGUUUCAUAGCUUACACCCCGCUGCAGAUUAUCACGCUGCAGCUCGUGCAGUUGGUGGAUGUCCAAUAUAUGUGAGUGACAAACCAGGCCAUCAUAACUUCGAGCUUUUGAAGAAGUUGGUUCUCCCAGAUGGGUCGGUGCUUCGGGCUCAUCUUCCUGGAAGGCCUACUCGUGAUUGCCUCUUUAAUGACCCGGCUAGAGAUGGAACUAGUUUGCUCAAAAUUUGGAAUAUGAACAAAUGUUCGGGUGUCGUUGGUGUGUUCAACUGCCAGGGUGCUGGUUGGUGCAGAAUCGAGAAAAAGACCCGCAUACAUGAUACUGUUCCGGGAACACUUACCGGUUCUGUCAAUGCUACUGAUGUUGAUUCCAUUUCUGAGGUUGCUGGGCACGACUGGAACGGGGAUGUGAUCGUGUAUAUGUACCGAUCAGGCCAUUUGGUCCGUCUACCAAAAGGAGUUUCAUUGCCUGUAACUCUCAAGGUCCUGGAAUAUGAACUCUUUCAUUUCUGCCCUCUAAAGAGAUCGAAUUUGUAUGGGCAGGAAAUCACAAGCAGCAUCUCGUUUACACCUAUUGGCCUACUCGAUAUGUACAACACUGGUGGUGCGGUCGAUGAAUUCGAGGUCCAACAAAUAAGCUCAAACAGCGGCACACAAUCUCCAACUGUGAUCAUCGAGCUCAAAAUACGAGGAAAUGGUCGGUUUGGAGUGUACUCUUCCCAGAAACCUUCCAAAUAUACCGUUGAUGGUGUAGAGACCGACUUUGCAUACGAUUCAGAAACCGGACUACUGAUUACAACUCUACCCGUCCCACAGGAGGAAAUGUACAAAUGGUCAGUCGAGAUCGAGGUUUAAUUCGACAACUUGAGAUUAUUUCAUCAAAAUUCUUUCAGAUAUUCGUCACACAACAAGUGUGGCACUCCAGCUAACGGCAGGUCGGGUGGGUAUGGAUCUUGUGAUGUGGGUUGGAAGGAACCCUUGGGGGGUGCAUGGGAUACAAGGGCUUAGUCUACUGUAUUAUAUUAAGAGGGAAUGACCUCUAAAUGAUGAAAAAUAAGGGAACUAGUAGAUGUUUUUGUACUAUAAUUAAAUAAACAACUUUUAAUUUGUUCUUCA
Amaranthus tricolor (Joseph's coat) is the source of this 2854-nucleotide messenger RNA. Its product is annotated as probable galactinol--sucrose galactosyltransferase 2. The record is from RefSeq and is a predicted model, not a curated record. Bases 287 to 2593 code for a protein of 768 amino acids. Gene Ontology annotation, molecular function: raffinose alpha-galactosidase activity. The transcript is spliced from 14 exons. NCBI's taxonomy places the organism in Eukaryota, Viridiplantae, Streptophyta, Magnoliopsida, Caryophyllales, Amaranthaceae.